AUUCUUACAUUUCUAAUUUUAUUUUCUUUAUAUAUAGGUGAAAGUUCCUGCAAAAUUACACAACUCCAACUAACUUACAAGACUACUAUUUAACUUUACUAGACUGCACCAAUAUUAUAUUUUGGGUAAAAUAACAUUUUAUUCAUUUUAGGGUUUGUUCUUUCACAUAUCUAAUUUAUUAAAACUAGGUAUUAAGAUACUAAACAACUUUUAGAGUAUAUGAAUCAAAAUAUUAUUUCAAUCUAGAUUAUUUAAAAAAAAUUCAAAAUGAGUCAUUAUGAAUUGACCUAAUUGUAAGAAAUGGAACAUAGACUCAAUAAAUGGCUAAGAAAUCGUAGAUUUAAUUCACGGUGGUAUUUUAUAUGUUUUCUUGAUAUCAAAAUGACUAAAUAUUUAGAUUGUCUGAUAAAAAGGAAACACCUCCUGGUGUGAUAGCGAGUGGAAGGAAAAGGGAAAAAACUUCUAGUUUAAUUUAAUCCAGUAAAGGAUCAAGAAUAUUGAUAUUAUAAACCUAAUAUAUAACUUUUAAACAUGAGUGAUGUAGGAUAUGGUUUUGGGAAGCAAGAAAGAAAUUGGACGGGAGGAGGGACAAAGUGGGGAUUAUGAGAAAAGGGUAGGGAGAUUUUUGAGAUGGUGAGAGAAGAAAAUAGAAACCCAACCCAGGUUCUAUCCGGUUUCCUAAGGGUCUGCUUCUCUUUACUCGGAAAAUCGGAAACUCGUUUUGACUGGGGGCAAGCAGCCCCACUCGUUUGAAAUCUCCAAAUGAAACAUGUUUUCUUUUCAACAUUUUAAAAACAAGACCACACUACGCAAUUUUAAAAAGUACUUCUAAAUCAACUUUUAGAUUUUAUAUUUUAUAUUUACCAAAGUUCUUUAAUUAUUUUAUUUAAGAUACCAUAUUCUUAAAUAAUCCCACUAUUCUCCCUCUUCUUUCUACUUUCUUUUUAUUAAGUAAGUCGUAUUUUAUCAAAUAAAAAAAUAUAUAUAUUUUUCAGAUAAAAAUGGUUUGAGAUAAACUUUAUAAGUGUUUCAAAAGUUUACUUUCAUUUAUUUCAAAUGAUUUAUUUUUAAAUUUCAACAUUUAAAUAGUUAAACCCAAAAGCUUUUAAAGAUGGUGUAUAAAUUGACAAAAUGCACCGUUGCUUAAAAUAAAGAUAUCUUAGUUCAAUCAUUUUUUUUAAUUAAAACAUGGUGAUAAUUUCUUUAUUAAUUUAUGAUAGUUUAACUUAUGCUAGUGCCCAAAUAAUUUCGACUAAUAAAAUAUUUCCUUUAAAAGCUUUUUAACUUUUGUUAAAUGUGUUUGAAAAUGUGUUAACUACUUGUUUGUUUCUGUUAAAAGCAUCAUUUAUAAUUUUAACCAAAUAACAUCAAUUAAAAAAUACUUUUAAUCCUCAGUAAUGGUAUUUUUAAAAUAAUAAUAAUCAUAAAUUUAAUCAAGAUCUAAUUAUCAACCAUUAUAGAAUAUUCUCCUACAAAUAGAAUUAACCCCCACAAAUAUAGUUAAGUGGUAUUCUCGUAAGAAAUGUAAGCGAAGUAUAAACUACGAGUAUAGUUAACGUAUUUAAGUGGAUUUAAACAAAUCUCCACACCAAAAUCAAAGAUUCAAAAAUCUUUUUUAACUACAAAUAUGACAAAAUAUUUAAAAAGUUCACGGGAGUUCAAGCAAAGUCUAUAUUUUUUAUUUUGAAUCAUUUCAAACAAUUUUUAAGCUACACUAUUAGUUUAAUGAAUAAGUAGUAUAAUGAUUUGAGAAAGUGUUUUCGAUGUAAAAUUGAAGAGAUACUUAUGUGAUUAUAACAAUUUACACAUAAUACCAUUUUUCUAAUCUACAUGUCUUCUUUUGGUUUGAAGUUUUUCACAGCAGUUUAUUAUUUCAGUUUUAUUGAUUUCUUUGUUAUCUUUCAUUUUACAUUUGUAGUAAUAAUAAGAAAUUCUUUGUAACAAGUUUAGAAAGGAAGAACAUGUUAAUGUUAAUUACUACUGAGUUUAUCUCAUUUGAUGAAGUUCUUUUGUAAGAAAAAAGAAAAAUAAAAGCAAAAUAAAAGUUUUCGUAAAACGUGUGGACGGUGAGAUCUAUGGAAGAAAAAGCUGCUCUCUCUCUCUCUCUCUCUCUGCCUUUUGGCGUUUCCCUCUCUAAACUGUAUAAAAAGAGAACCCAGUGGCAAGGCCAAUCAAUAAGAACCCGGUGGUUUCCCAACCAAUCUAUUUUUCCCUCUAACACUUUCUCUUCCAACCUUCAUUUUUUCCCAUCUCUACAAAAGAAAUCAACUUCCCAGUUCCCAAGGAAUAAGGGAAAGAAAACUGGAUGGCACUAGCAAAUGAAAUUAUUGGAUCAUCUUUUCUUCACAAAACAUCCUCUGUUUCUUCUCAGUUUCAAGGUAAGCAAUUCUUCAGGCCAAUUUGGGUGGUUCCAGUAGCGAAAAGGCAGGUGGUUGCACAAUUAAGGAAGGCUGUGAACAGCCCUGUGGCUGCUAUCAGUGAGGAUUUAGUCAAGGUUGUCCCCUUGGACGAGAAGCCGGUUAAGUACAAGGUCAGAGCCGUUGUAACUAUCAGAAACAAGAACAAGGAAGACAUUAAAGAAACUAUUGUUAAGCAUUUGGAUGCUCUCACUGAUAGGAUUGGCCAGAACGUUGUUCUCCAACUCAUCAGCACCGAGAUUGACCCAAAAACAAACGCUCCAAAGAAAAGCAACGAGGCUGUUUUGAAAGAUUGGUCAAAGAAAACUAAUCUAAAAGCCGAGAGGGUAAAUUACAUAGCAGAAUUUUUACUGACCUCGGACUUUGGAGAGCCUGGAGCCAUCACAAUUACCAACAAGCAUCAACAGGAAUUCUUCUUGGAGACUAUCACAAUCGAGCAAUUUGCAAAUGAUCCUAUUCAUUUUCCCUGCAAUUCCUGGGUUCAGUCCAGAAAAGAUCACCCUGCGAAGAGGAUAUUUUUCUCUAAUAAGCCUUAUCUACCAGGUGAGACACCUGCAGGGAUUAAAAAAUUAAGAGAGAUUGAGCUUAAAGACAUUAGAGGUGAUGGGAAAGGAGAAAGGAAACUGUCUGAUCGAGUAUAUGACUUUGAUGUGUACAACGAUUUGGGAAAUCCAGACAAAGGAAUAGAAUACGCUCGCCCAAGGCUUGGUGGAGAGAAAAUUCCAUAUCCUAGAAGAUGUCGCACCGGACGUGCCCCUUCCGAUACUGAUAUGACUGCAGAGAGUCGAGUUGAGAAACCGUUACCCAUGUACGUGCCAAGGGACGAACAAUUUGAGGAGUCUAAACAAACCACUUUCUCUCUUGGGAGGCUUAAGGCAGUUCUUCACAACUUAAUUCCAUCCCUCAAAGCCAGUAUUUUGUCAAACAAACAUGAUUUCCAUGGUUUCUCAGACAUUGACAGCCUUUACAGUGAAGGGGUGCUCCUUAAAUUAGGCUUGCAAGAUGAACUCCUAAAGAAGCUCCCACUGCCAAGAGUUGUGAGUGAAUCCAGCCAAGGACUGCUAAGAUACAACACACCCAAGAUCCUUUCCAAGGACAAGUUUGCCUGGCUGCGAGAUGACGAAUUCGCCCGCCAAGCAAUAGCAGGAGUUAACCCAGUCAACAUUGAGAGGCUCAAGGUUUUCCCUCCUGUGAGCAACCUUGAUCCCGACGUUUAUGGUCCACUGGAAUCUUCCCUUAAAGAAGAGCACAUUCUUGGCCAAAUUAAUGGGAUGACCGUGCAGCAGGCAUUGGAUGAAAACAAAUUGUUUAUAGUGGAUUACCAUGAUGUUUACCUUCCAUUUAUUGAUCGGAUCAACGCUCUCGACGGCAGGAAAACAUAUGCAACUCGCACAAUAUUCUUCUUGACACCACUUGGAACUCUCAAACCUAUCGCCAUAGAGCUCAGCCUUCCAUCAACUGCACCAAGUUCUCGAUCAAAGCGUGUCGUAACUCCACCAGUCGACGCCACAAGCAACUGGACGUGGCAGCUCGCCAAGGCUCACGUCUGCUCCAACGACGCCGGAGUUCAUCAACUUGUUAAUCACUGGUUGAGAACGCAUGCAACCUUAGAGCCAUUCAUAUUGGCAGCACACAGGCAACUAAGCGCAAUGCACCCAAUCUUCAAGCUCUUAGACCCACACAUGCGAUACACAAUGGAGAUCAACGCAUUGGCGCGCCAAAGCCUGAUCAGCGGCGACGGAGUGAUCGAGUCUUGCUUCACUCCAGGCCGUUACUGCAUGGAGAUCAGUGCCGCAGCUUACAAAAAUUUUUGGCGCUUCGACAUGGAAGGCCUUCCCGCCGAUCUCAUACGCAGGGGAAUGGCUGAACCGGACCCUUCAAAGCCUCAUGGACUCAAGCUUUUGAUGGAGGAUUAUCCGUACGCUAGCGAUGGGCUUCUGAUUUGGGCCGCAAUCGAGAAUUGGGUAAAAACCUAUGUCACUCAUUACUACCCAAACCCUAGCAUGAUCCGCAAAGAUGAAGAGUUGCAAUCCUGGUACUGGGAGUCCGUCAAUGUAGGCCACGGUGAUCUCCGCCAUGAAACCUGGUGGCCGGAAUUGAACAACUGCGACGAUCUCAUCUCCAUUCUCACCACGCUCAUCUGGCUCUCAUCGGCACAACACGCAGCACUAAACUUCGGCCAGUAUCCAUACGGAGGCUACGUACCGAACCGACCUCCAUUAAUGCGUCGACUAAUUCCCGACGAGAACGAUCCAGAGUACACGAUCUUCCUGAACGAUCCUCAGAAGUAUUUCCUCUCAGCAUUGCCUAGUGUCCUGCAGGCGACGAAGUUCAUGGCGGUGGUAGAUACACUAUCAACUCACUCGCCGGACGAGGAGUACCUCGGAGAAAGACAGCAACCGUCGAUUUGGACGGGGGAUGCGGAGAUGGUGGAGGCAUUUUACGGAUUCUCGGCGGAGAUCAGAAGGAUUGAGAAGGAAAUCGAUAGAAGAAACUCGGAUGGACGGUUGAAGAACCGGUGCGGCGCCGGAGUUUUGGCGUAUGAACUGCUAGCGCCAAGCUCCGAACCGGGAGUUACUUGCCGGGGAGUUCCUAAUAGUGUGUCGAUUUGAGGCAAUUCCAUUUCCCGCCAUUGUUGAGGUGAAGAGGAAUAUUUAUAUGAAUUUAUUUAAAUAUUUAGAGAAGGAAAAGAAAAUAGUAAAUUAGGGAUAUUUUUGUAAAUGCUGUCAAGCUUGAGCUUUAAUAUAAUGAUUAAAUUAGAUGAAAUUAAGCAAUAAAGUUUGUUCUAUAGGAUGUAUAAAAUGCAUUGAGCUUAAUGUAGCACAAUUUUUAAUUUAUAA
This is a messenger RNA of Cucumis melo (muskmelon), 5257 nucleotides long. RefSeq names its product linoleate 13S-lipoxygenase 3-1, chloroplastic. Gene Ontology annotation, biological process: lipid oxidation. The record is from RefSeq and is a predicted model, not a curated record. Bases 2306 to 5029 code for a protein of 907 amino acids. The transcript is spliced from 7 exons. Lineage: Eukaryota; Viridiplantae; Streptophyta; Magnoliopsida; Cucurbitales; Cucurbitaceae. Gene Ontology annotation, molecular function: metal ion binding; oxidoreductase activity, acting on single donors with incorporation of molecular oxygen, incorporation of two atoms of oxygen; protein binding.